Molecule: messenger RNA, 2693 nt
Organism: Chelonus insularis
Lineage: Eukaryota; Metazoa; Arthropoda; Insecta; Hymenoptera; Braconidae
Product: phosphoenolpyruvate carboxykinase [GTP]-like
Exons: 6
Coding region: 416-2599 (727 amino acids)
Biological process (GO): propionate catabolic process; response to lipid; gluconeogenesis
Cellular component (GO): cytosol
Molecular function (GO): manganese ion binding; phosphoenolpyruvate carboxykinase (GTP) activity; GTP binding
Source: RefSeq, a predicted model, not a curated record
UUAUUUAGUACAUCGCACUUGAAUUUGUAGAGAUAAUAUGAAAGGUGUGCAGUUUGAAAUUUAUCAAGAUCAAGACAACAAUUAAUACAGUUAUUCAGUAGACUUAAACCUAGAAGAAAGGAAAUUCAAGAAAUUGAUUAGAAAAACAUUGGACUAUUAAAGUGAAUUUGUGAAAUAAAGUUGCUCUGUUUCAUAAACAAUUUUUCCAAGUGCAAUAAUAAACAAGAUCCUGAAAACAUUUAGCGCCUGAAUCAUUGAUCAACAUCCCCACUAGAUUAUUUCUAAAAGGGAAACACAACAACCAAUCAGCUUUUUACAUUUCCGGAAAAUAUUAAAUCAUAAAGGAAACCCCUCGACCCUUGGACUGUGAUCUCUUUCAUCAGCGAGUAUAUAAUAAAACAGAUUGAUUGGCAAAAUGACAAUACUCGGGUGGAACGUUGCCAGGCGAUCAGUGAUCGAUAAAGAAAUACGAUCUUUAUUAAACUUGAAUCAAAUAACACGACAUUAUAAUACAGUUAAUCAACAAUCAUUGACAUGUUCAAAUGUUCUUUGUAUCACUGACGCUGUUCUCUAUAAAUCAGUUGUUAAACCGCGAAAUUUUAGCAGUUUAACUAGUAAACUUAUUAAUAAUAAAUACAAUAAAUUACAUAAGAUGCCAUACUACAUAGACAAAUUUUAUUCACAAGGUCCAAUAGCGGCUGAAACACCAAAAAUAAAAAGUCAUUUUGGAGAUGUCCAUAAUACUAUUGCUGGAACUCCAGUUAUCUCUAAUUCAUCUGUACCACUUGCACCAAAGGUCUUGAAUUACAUAGAGGAAUGUGUGAGACUUUGUGAACCGGAUUCAGUAUAUAUUUGCGAUGGAAGUGUAGAAGAAAAUGAGACAAUGUUGAAAGCUUUGCAGAAAAAUGGAAUAAUAUUACCUUUACCGAAAUAUCAAAACUGCUGGUUGGCAAGAACAAAUCCUGCAGACGUAGCUCGAGUAGAAAGCCGUACUUUCAUUAGCACUGAAACCAAAGAAGAAACAAUUCCAACUCCAAAAGAAGGAGUAAAAGGAACCUUAGGCAAUUGGAUUAGUCCUAAUGAUAUGCAAGAGGCAAUCCGUCAAAGAUUUCCUGGCUGUAUGAAAGGUCGUACAAUGUACGUGAUUCCAUUCAGUAUGGGCCCCGUUGGGUCACCGCUCUCAAAAAUCGGAAUUGAAAUCACAGACUCAGCUUACGUUGUCUGUUCUAUGAGGAUAAUGACCCGAAUGGGAUCUCAAGUUUUAGAUGUUCUAGGACACGAAGAUUUUGUAAAAUGUUUACAUUCAGUUGGUGUACCUAGUAAAGAUUCCAAAGUUUCAAUCAAACCCACCUGGCUUUGUGACCCAGAAAGGACUAUUAUUCUUCAUAAACCCGCUAAGAAUGAAAUAGUAUCUUAUGGGAGUGGCUACGGAGGUAAUUCUUUGUUAGGGAAGAAAUGCUUCGCUUUAAGAAUUGGAUCUACAAUUGCUCGAAAAGAGGGGUGGCUCGCUGAACAUAUGUUGAUUUUGGGAAUAACAAAUCCUAAAGGAAAAAAAUAUUAUAUCGCAGCGGCUUUUCCAAGUGCUUGUGGUAAAACAAACUUAGCAAUGAUGCAGCCAACUUUAAAAGGCUAUAAGAUUGAAUGUGUAGGCGAUGAUAUUGCAUGGAUGAGAUUUGACAAAAAAGGAAAAUUACGAGCAAUUAAUCCAGAAAAUGGAUUUUUCGGAGUUGCUCCAGGCACUGCUACUUCAACUAAUCCUAAUGCUAUGAAAACAAUUUUUAAAAAUACUAUUUUUACGAAUGUCGCCUUAACAAGUGAUGGUGGAGUAUUCUGGGAAGGAAUGGAGAAAGAAAUAAAUCAGGAUGUACAAAUCACCGAUUGGCAUGGAAACCCUUGGUCAAAAGAUUCUAAAAUACCCGCAGCUCACCCUAAUUCUAGAUUUUGCACUCCAGCUGAUCAAUGUCCGAUUAUUGAUCCAGCUUGGGAAGACCCUGAAGGAGUGCCAAUCGAUGCAAUUUUAUUUGGUGGACGUCGACCUGAAGGAAUACCUCUUGUUUAUCAAGCAAGAGAUUGGCAACAUGGAGUAUUCAUCGGAGCUUCUAUGAGAUCAGAAGCAACUGCAGCUGCAGAACACAAAGCUAAGGUUAUUAUGAAUGAUCCAUUUGCUAUGCGACCAUUCUUCGGCUACAAUUUUGGUCACUACCUGCAGCACUGGCUUAGUAUGAAAAACGCAUCAAAUGCUCAACUUCCGGCUAUAUUCCACGUCAACUGGUUUAGAAAAGACCAGAGUGGUAAAUUUUUAUGGCCAGGCUUCGGAGAAAACUCUCGAGUCCUCGAUUGGAUUUUACGUCGAGUGGAAAAUGAAGAUAUUGCUGUUGAUUCACCAAUAGGUUUUAUUCCAAAAGAAGGCUCUCUCAACUUAGAUGGAUUAAAUAAUAAUAUUGAUUAUAAACAACUGUUUAAUUUGCCAAAACAAUUCUGGGAGAACGAAGUGAAAGAAUUAAAAGAAUAUUUUGAUAACCAAGUGGGCAAGGAUCUGCCUACAGCUAUUACGACUGAGUUACAAACUCUUAAAAAUAAUAUAUCUAAACUUACUUGAAUAAUAAUUUAAUAUUUAAUACAUAAUAUAUUUUAUAAACUUGAUAUAAUUUAAUAUUUAUAAACAUUCCAAUUAGGCUUGAAAUUUAAUAUAU